GCUGCCUCUGUAAGCUACGGAUCACUUCAAGAUCAUCAUGGCCCGUGUCUUCUUUUUCAUCAUUGUCCUCGUCUUAGCCAGCCACAGCGACGCGUUUCUAAGCCGACUUAUAGACCGAGUUCAGAAAAAUUGGAUGACCUCUUGGGAACGGAUGAGGGACCAGCAGGUUCGACCAAGACUCUUCGCUCAGUUGAAUUUGAGUGGAAGUCCUACACUCGUGCAGGCGCUGGAAAGCGAUGUAGGAAAAGUAGACCUUGCUGUGAGUUUGUUUAACUCAACUUCGCAAGAAAUCGGUCUUCUUCGUAUUGAGAAUAUCGCCGAUUGGCUUCAACACCGGGGGGCGGUAUCGAGCAACAUGAUCGGUCGGGAAAUGGGGUGGCCGAACGCUGUUGGAAGAGUUGAAAACGACCUGAUGCCGGACAGCGAAACAACAUAUUGGUGGAUGACGUCAACAUUCUACCCCCCACAAGGCACCGAAGGUCAAAUCGUCCUCUUGCCAGUUAUCUACAACCAAACGUCCCCUCCAACGCCGAUGUUCGUAUCGGAGGAAACUAACAGAGGAGAUUGGUAUUACUCCAUGAUCGAUUGGGUCGACAUGAACCAGGACGGUUGGCCGGAUAUUGUGACGUCACGGUCACGUGGUAUGCCGGGUUCGAUCAAGUUUUCCGAGCUCAUAUGGUUGGAGAAUCCGGGAUAUAGAUCGAUAUGGUCAAGAGUUGGAAGAUGGCGUUCACAUCCCAUUACAAACGGUCCUGACGUUUCUUUCCGUAUUUUACGAAUUCCUCUUCCGUCUGGCAGCAGUCGGUUGGUGAUUAUUGGAGCGGGUUACUGGGACAAUAAGUUAUACGCUGUAUGGUCUGACGAUCCAGCUGAAAAUUGGGCAAAUGUAGAUUCGAUUAAUGAACGAGUGAUUGACAACCACGGUUGGUUCUUCGAUCUUCAAAUUGCUGACAUCAAUGCUGAUGGGAGGGAUGACGUCAUAGUGUCAACAUGGGUGCAUGGAUUACAACAAGGAUCUGUUAUCGUAUAUGAGAUACCUUGUGACUUUAUAAGAGAUAAAUGGAGAAGACAUACCUUGGUGGAUGGUGCUGUAGAGAUUCCUCUCCCUGAUCUUGGAUCUGGAGGAAAAAUCAACAUCUUUCAUCCAGUGUUGAGAUAUAGCUCGGUGUCUGCAAGGAAAAAGAAACCAUUUAUUAUUGUAUCUGGUGACGACGAUGGAAGAGUUUAUGUUCUUAUUCCGAACUCUAAGAAAACAAACAACUGGGAAUACAGUAGUCACUCAAUUUAUAAAGCAGCUGGACCGGUAGGGGCGCUAACCAUCGAUGAUUUAAAUCAUGACGGAUACGCGGAGAUUGUAAUUCCGGUCGUCGAGUCAAACAAACUGGUUUUCUUCACCUACGACCCAGCCGCUAUUGGACCACAUUACUUUGUGGACGAGACAAGACCCGGAAUGAUAUAAAUAAAUUAAAUUUCAAGAACAAAUACCGGAUUUCUAAUUUUAAUAUUUACACGAUUUGAUAAUUUUUUAUAAUCCGGAUGUUUAGUAGGGUGUGGGAAGAUGGGACCUUUAUGUUUUAUCGUCUCAUUUGGUAGUUAACAAAGUACAUUCAAAAAAUUAUAAAAAUUUUGUUCUUAUUACGAAUCCCAUAGAACGUUGUUAAUUGUUUAAAGUACAAUCAGGAUAUUUGUAUAUUUUGUACCACAGGUGUCCCGUCUCCCAGCCCCCACCCUGCUAUAUUACAAACAGUAUGAAAGAUAUGAAAUUCUAUUUUAUUAAAUGCCGUUGUCAGUGUUGCAGUCUUUUACGAAAAAUUGUUUAACUUUUCUACAGGAAAAUCAUUAUUUUCUUCAAUUAAAAGUUAUAUAGUU
This is a messenger RNA of Ciona intestinalis (vase tunicate), 1869 nucleotides long. RefSeq lists its product as uncharacterized. Lineage: Eukaryota; Metazoa; Chordata; Ascidiacea; Phlebobranchia; Cionidae. The record is from RefSeq and is a predicted model, not a curated record.